Molecule: messenger RNA, 4265 nt
Organism: Pseudonaja textilis
Lineage: Eukaryota; Metazoa; Chordata; Lepidosauria; Squamata; Elapidae
Gene: KLF15
Product: KLF transcription factor 15
Biological process (GO): regulation of transcription by RNA polymerase II
Molecular function (GO): DNA-binding transcription factor activity, RNA polymerase II-specific; RNA polymerase II cis-regulatory region sequence-specific DNA binding
Source: RefSeq, a predicted model, not a curated record
UACUACGCGAGGAGAGCUAAAGGACACAUCACCCUCUGGAUUGCUGGUCGCGCGUCGGAACUCCCUUCGCCUGUUGGCGAUCGCCAGGGACGACGUUUGCCAUCCUGUCAAUCUUCUCGAGGGAAACGUUGGUUUUUUGUUUUUUAAAUAGCUGCAUCUUUUCCCCUCAUUUUUCCCCCCUUAAAUGCCAGGAGGAGUGGCUGCCGGUCGGGAUCUUUUUUUCUCCGUUGGUUUGGGGUUAAUUUAAAGUUUGGCGGGGUGUUUCUUUCCCUCCCAGCUAACAGACUCACCCGCAUUCCGGGAGUUGAGGAAACAGAGAAAGUUCAGGUUUUCACUCGUUUGGUACAUGCUGGUGGGACACACAUAAAGAGAUCAUCCAGGAAUGGUGGAUCACUUGCUUCCUGCGGAUGAAUCUUUCUCAUCCAUCAAGCCUUCACUUGGAUACUUUGGGGACAUGACAGCUGUUGGGAGGUCAUACCAAAUGCUGCCUUCCCCAGUGUCUGAAGAUGACAGUGAUUCCUCAAGUUUUUGUUCUUGUUCGAGCCCAGAUUCACAAGUUCUAGGCUCCAGCUAUGGGAGUUCAUCAAGUGCUGAGAAUCAGGACAGUAUCUUGGACUACUUGUUGUCCCAGGCAUCUCUGGGGAAUGGCCAUGUGUCUUGGUGGGAUAAAAGGAGACUUCAGCCCAUUGUGAAGGAGGAGAAUUUUAGAAUGCCAGAGUUUACAGUGGAGAUGGAAGAUUCUGGACCAUUCCAGCCAACCCUUGAGGAGAUAGAGGAGUUUUUGGAAGAAAACAUGGAGAUUGAUCUCAAAGAAGGACCUAAGAGUGAGACCAAAGACAUGAGAGCUUGCAGCCAAAUUACUGUAGCUUCCAUACAGCAAAAAGACCAGAUGGUACCAAGUGUUACUUUAAAAGACAGUAAAAAUGAACAAUCAAAUGGUGCAAUGGAAGGCAGCCAUACAUCCAACGGAACAGUGUCCAUUGAUGGAGGGAUACCAGUCAUGCUCCAGAUCCAGCCAGUUCAAGUUAAGCAACCAUCAGAUGUGAGCCCUAGUUCACAAGGACAAGUGCAAGAAAACAUAAAAAUUGCACAGCUCUUGGUCAACAUCCAAGGGCAAACUUUUGCACUGGUGCCGCAACUUGUUCAAUCAUCCAACUUGAACUCAUCUUCCAAAUUUGUCCGCAUUGCUCCAGUUCCAAUAGCUGCAAAACCCAUUGGUCCAGGAGGUACAAUGCAGGGUCAAACUGGAGUCAUCAUGGGUCAAAAGUUUCAAAAGAAUCCUGCAGCAGAACUCAUUAAAAUGCACAAAUGUACUUUUCCUGGAUGUACCAAGAUGUACACCAAAAGCAGCCAUUUGAAAGCCCAUCUAAGAAGGCACACAGGGGAAAAACCCUUUGCAUGUACUUGGCCUGGCUGUGGAUGGAGGUUCUCACGAUCAGAUGAACUUUCUCGACAUCGACGGUCCCACUCUGGAGUGAAACCAUAUCAGUGCCCUGUGUGUGAGAAGAAGUUUGCACGGAGUGACCACCUGUCCAAGCAUGUCAAAGUCCAUCGAUUUCCACGAAGCAGCCGCUCAGUGCGCUCAGUCAAUUGAUGUGUCCGGUCCAGUCCUUUCCACCAUGCCUCUAAGAACUGCCAUAAGCAGCAAUUGUUCCUUUCUUGUGAUAAUUUAUUUCUCUCCAUGUAACCGCUGCCAUUAAGACAUCACGUCCCUUUCCCCUCCCCCCAUCAUUCACCAGCUUUGCUAUUUUUUUCUAAUUCUUUUUGUUGCUGUCGCUGCCACUUCUUUUUGAAAAUUACAGAAUUACAGCAUUUCAUUUUCAAUCAUUUGAGCUCCAACAUCAUGAUAAUAUAUGGACAACUUGCUGCUAGUUAAUUACAGUUCUGGCAUUCCUGAGCACUUUUGCUCAUGUAUAGGGCUAUUCAUCAUGAGGUUGUUUUUUUUUUAAUGCAUUAUUAAUAUUAUUAAGUUGGCCUAUUUAUCCGCUUUGGAAAGAACAAUUUCCUUUUGAAAUGGAAAAGAAAUCCACUUCAUUUUCAUGAGUUCAUUUUUGUUGAUACAAUGAUUUGAUGUUGGGUUCCCUAGCUAGAUCUUCAUAGGUGCUCUCAAAGGAGCCUGAACAGAAGAAACAUGUUAGCAAUACAUGUGCAUGUGUGACUGAGUAUGUCUGUAUAUAGAAAGAAGAUUGCCAAUAGGUGGAUCUUUGAUUAGACUAAGCAAUAAACUAUGGAACUAGUCUGGAUAAACCCUAUAUUUUUCCAGAUUGUGUGCACAACAUAUCUGAGCCUAUUAGUUUGCUGCCAUUUGCAGACUUACCGGCUUUCCCUCUUGAGAAGAUGCUUCACUCUCCCUUGUUCUUAAUCCCAUGUAAAGAUUAGUAUGUUUGAAAAUGCCUGUUAUAUCUCACAUGGCUGAAGGAGAUAAAUAAAUUAGGAUAAGACAUUCAUGCCUUUUCACCUAAUCUCCAAAAUAUGACCUUUUGUCAUUCAGCCCAGAGAUAAUAGCUUUGCAUGAGUUGUCCCACAAUUUAGGCACAAGUCUUCUUUAGGUUGUAUAAAACUGUGGUAAAUUUCAAAGAAGUAUCCUGUUGCCCAGUUCUCCAUUUCAUACUAUUCAGAUUCAUAAUCUCUGGAUUGGACACACAGAAGGGGCUAAAACUGUUUUUCUUCAACUUGGACAUGUGGACAAGUGGAUUUGUCUUGCAGAAGUCCCCAAACAUCACAAUCAAGUUGGAGAAAUCCAAGCUGAGGCAAUUCUCUCACAUUUCAUAAUUAGAAUCUGAUAAUAUUUUUCCCAAGAUCUUAAACAGUUAAGCUUGCAUAAUUAAAGACUUAUACCAAAGAUGAAUAGAAUUGUCAACCACACCAGUUAUUAAGAAGGCCAAAUAUUCAUCUAUUCAAUGUAUUAAAUCAUUUAUCUAGGAAUUUUCUUUUGGUUCUUUAUUAGUAGAGCACAUCAAUCCUGCACUAUACGUCAUAGUGCCAAAAUCCAGCCAUGGACAAUCUGUUCCUACCGUAUAAGAAACUAAGGUAGGCUGUGGAUUUGAUAGGUGUGUGUUUGCAUGUGUGCGUGUGUAUUUGGCUGACCAGUUCUAUGGAGGAAAUGAAUGGAGUUUUUCUAUGAAGUUCAAACUAUAAUACUGCUAAGGUGCUACUAUCAGAAGUAGGGAAUGUGAUGGCUAUUGUUCCAGACUCUACUCAACUUGAUAAUUGUUUUUUUUUAAUAUACAACCCCCACCAUGGGAAGCCAUAUGCAUGAAUGCCUCAUAAUCUGAUAUGAACUUGAAGGUGCUCUUAGAAAAAAAUUGAUAAGCUGAAGAGGUGUAGAAUAUUCAGGAGGCUUGUGGUAGUAGUAGAGGAAAGCCAUUUCCCCAGUUUUGAAUAUUGUUAAAUGGGUGUUUGGUGAUUGGCCAUUUCCUCUCUUGGCAGGCACUGUAUGAACAGGCAAACCUUCCUGCACGAUGACCAUUUUCUAAACUGAUAUGGCUCAAAAUUACAAAGGUGCUCCUGGUCCUGGAAGGGUGGCCACCUCUGUUGCUUUAUUGAAUAGCAGAAAAGGAUCAUGGCCCUCUUUUCCAGGAAUGAUGCUUGUCAUUAGUCUUUAAUAGAUCCUUCAGCGGGCUAGUGUGUCCCACCCCGUUCUCUCCCCCCUUCCCCUGAUUGUGCUGUGGGAGAAUGGGAUAGCUGCAUGAAAUCCUGUGUCAAUUUCUUGCUGUGCCAUUAACUUUGGGUAUGCGGAGCCUUAAUCAACUACCAUUCCUGCAAAAAAAAACAUCUAUGUGACCUCUUCUGGAACGUUACCGUUAGUUUCUAACUGUGCCAAUCCUUUUGCCUCAGCUUCUAUCGCAUCUUCCCAGACUAAGGGUGAAAAAAACCAGCUGAGCCAAUUUGCCCUUGUUUACAGUACUGAACCUAAUCCAUAUUCCUAGUGGCUGAAGAGGAAGGACUUCAGACUUCAUGAAUGUUUUAUGAAAGCACUUUGAGAGAUUUCAGCAGUAAGCGGUACUAGAAUGCUCAGUGCCCAUAUGGGCCACUAUUCAGAGAGCAAUGCAACUGGAGCAUUGGGUGUUCCAGCCAACUAGCAUGGUAGCUGUCUUAAGGGCCUUUAAUUUUUUUUAAAGGGAAUAUACACAACACAGAGAUAAUCUGAUGCAGCAGAAAAAAAUACCGUGUUAGGCAACAUUUCCUUCCACCAUUUUUUCUUCUUUUUGUACUCUACUGAUUUUUAGGAUGUUUCUAGAGAAUGAGAAUGUAGUAAGUAGGGU